AUGCUUCAGGACUACAACCAAGUCAAAGCUGAGGUUGUUGGAUACUACAAGGACCUCCUUGGAUCCCCAUGCUCUCUCUCUUAUCCAGGGAAGGCUGCUAUGAGGCCAUUUAUAACUAAGAAUACAAUCAUGUGGGCAGAGCAAGUGAUGAAGGGCGAUAACUUGAAAGCUACACUGAUGAAACUCUCUCUUGCUCUGCAAGUUGCCUCAGGGUAUUAUCUAUGGCUGGAAAGGAAUGAAAGGCUACAUAGGAACAAUUACAGGGAUGUGGUCACAGUUACAAAAGGGAUUACUGAUAUGAUCAGAAGCAGAGCUUCAAGACUGAACAAAAUCAAGGCUACAACUCAGAACAUACAUCUUCAAAAGCAGUGGAAUCCCCCAGAAUCCAUUUUUGAAGCCUCCUCUAGCUGA
This is a messenger RNA of Ilex paraguariensis (yerba mate), 411 nucleotides long. The record is from the annotation of a GenBank genome assembly. NCBI's taxonomy places the organism in Eukaryota, Viridiplantae, Streptophyta, Magnoliopsida, Aquifoliales, Aquifoliaceae.